Molecule: messenger RNA, 8123 nt
Organism: Macrobrachium nipponense
Lineage: Eukaryota; Metazoa; Arthropoda; Malacostraca; Decapoda; Palaemonidae
Gene: Shc
Product: SHC-transforming protein 1-like
Exons: 9
Biological process (GO): intracellular signal transduction; cell surface receptor protein tyrosine kinase signaling pathway
Cellular component (GO): plasma membrane
Molecular function (GO): receptor tyrosine kinase binding
Source: RefSeq, a predicted model, not a curated record
CCACUUCCCACAACCCCUCCUCCGCCCUCGCGUCACUCCGUGGUCGCGGACCCGAGCAACAGCGGGAGCGGCGGCAGCAGCAGCGGGGGCGGCGGCGGCGGCGGCGGCGGCGGCGGCGGCGGGGGCAGCCUCGCCAAGUGCCUUAGGAAACACCGGGAGAAGCAGCAGGCGCGAGCCCUCACGCGGAAGUCGAAGUCCGACAACGCUCUGCAGAAGAUCGGCGUCAAUGUGAAGUCGCAUUCCGACCAGAACCUCCAUAAAGUGUGGCUGAACAGCAUCAGCAUCAGCAAUAGUUGCAGUGUCAGCUGCAGCAGUAGCAGCAGCAACAGCAGCAAAAGUAACUCAGUGUUCAGUACGGUGCAAUUGUCGGGCGGGAGCGGCGACAGCUGCUGCAGUAGUGGCAGUGGCCUCCUGAACUCUUGUUGCAAAGGGCGGUGUCAUCACCACCACCACCACCAUCACCACCACCUUCACCACCACCAUCAGCAGCAGCAGCAGCAGCAGCAACAGCUGCUGCAACAGCACCACCGCUCGAAGUCCUUGGAGAGGCACCAAGGGACCCGCAUCCAGCCGGCCCCUUCCCUCACCAACCACAGACACACCAGAUCGCUCGAGAGGAACCACAAGUUCCGACUCGAUCUCCGGUCGCUCUACCCUUCCUCGUCUUCCUCCUUCUCCAAAGACGAGCCACCCGAUCAUCCGGCGCCCCCACCCCCGAGUGUGACGCCCACGCACGUGCCGUGGGCACCGGAUGCCGUGGAGGGCGUAAGUAUAGAGGGUGGGUGGCAACAGCAGGUGUGGGUGGGCGGGAUGGAAGGAGGACAUGCGGGCGGAGGCGGCGGUUCCUUCAUCAACAAACCCGCCAGAGGAUGGCUGCACCCAGACCAUCAGCUGGCUGACGAAGGAAUCUGCUAUGGCGUCAGGUAUAUUGGGUGCUUAGAAGUCAAUACGUCGAUGAAAAGCUUGAAUUUCGACACCAGGUCUUUAAUAGCAAAAGAAUGUAUCAGUCGAGUAUGUGAGUCAGCGGGCUUGAAAACAGCAGAUCGCAAGAGGAAGGUGGUCAAGACAAUUGGCCGCAUUUUGGGCGAACGACCCAUGAUGGAACAUGCGGGAAGCAAUGUCAACCUCACUAUUACCAGCACAGCUCUUACGCUUACAAUACUUGAAUCUGGACAAGUAGUGGCCUGUCAUGAUAUGCCAAAUAUAUCUUUUGCCUCAGGUGGAGACCCAGACACCUUAGACUUUAUUGCGUAUGUUGCCAAAGACAGUCGGUACGGACGAGCGUGUUUUGUGCUGGAGUGUGGGGGAGGUCUGGCUCAAGAUGUGAUAACAACCAUAGGCCAGGCCUUUGAACUCAGGUUUAAGGAGUACCUAAAGAGAACUCCAUCCGUCCAAUACACCAGUGUAAAAUCAGAGAAGUCUGGAAUGAAUGGAGAAGGAGCAGGUUGGAAUAGAGAUGACCCAGAAUACUACAAUGACCUUCCUGGUAAGGUGCCACCCGAUUUGCCUCCACCUCCCGUACCCCCAUUGCCCCAGUAUUCAGCAGCAGACAGUAAGAGACCACCUCCUCCAGCAACUACUCGUGUUCCCACCCCAGCUACACCAACAAGCAGUGGAUCUACCAGCUCAGUGUCCCCUGUACCUACAGCAGCAGCAGCAAUAGCAGUAGCUUCAAACACCACUACAAUUCAUCUCAAUUCUCACCAGCCAUUAACUGGGAAAGUGUCUGAUAAUUUGAUAGACUUCACUUCUGAAGGAGCACAGCCCCCUCCUCCAUCUCGUUGUGAACCAGAGUAUGUCAACGAUGCUGUCAUCAAGCAGAAACAACUCCUUGACCAAAGAGAUCCAUUUGACAUGCAACCAUUCAGCAUGCAACUGUCGCAGUUGAGUGGAGGAAGUAGUAGUAGUGGGAAUGCUGGAUCUGUUGUGUGCCCAAGUGGGGUAAAUACUGCUACCAUGGGUGUAUCAUCAUCUACGGGACCGUUAGGAACUGGCAACAAACCUCUUCCUCUCAGUCAGCGUUUACAGUUGCAAAAAGAACCGUGGUUUCAUGGUGCUAUCAGCAGGAAAGAGGCUGAAGGACUGCUCAUUCAGGAUGGCGAUUUUCUUGUGCGAGAAUCCCAGGGAACUGUUGGGCAGUACGUUCUCACAGGGAUGCAGAACAAUACCAAAAAGCAUCUUUUACUGGUUGACCCUGAGGGAGUGGUUCGGACAAAAUCUCGUACUUUUGACAGUGUGAGUCACUUAAUAAACUAUCAUCGUGAUAAUGAAUUGCCAAUUGUGUCAGCAGAAUCAGCCCUUGUCCUACGGAAUCCUGUUUUACGGAGAAUGCGUUAAUGGUACUAUGGGUUUGUAGUUGAAAUAUGGUGGUAAACCUCAUUGAUCAUUUGCACAAAUAUUCAUUGUAAUCAAUUCAUGGCUGAUACAAAGUUUUUUUAGACAGUCAUAAGGUGUUGUUGGUCAAAUGGCUAUUUUAUAGUCUGAAUUAUAUCACAAUUAGGAUUAUACUACUCUGUAACUUACUUUUAUUUUUUUAUGAAAAUAUUUUUGCUUCUGGUAAUCUAAGCUACAAAACUUAAGGACAAAAUAGUGAUUAGUGAUUUCAUUAUUAAUUUUGGAAAGAAAUUGUGCACUUAUAAAUGAGAAGCACAGGAAUUAAAAAUUUAAAUUUUCAUUUCUGGUCAUGUAAGCUUGGGGAACACUUGGUAUUACAGGGUUAUGUAAAGUAGCAGUAUAUUUUUUCUUCAUUAUAAAUAUGUGAUAAAAUAAUAGGGUCAUGUUGCUCUGUUCCAAGGGAUAUCUUUUAAGUUCAACUUAUACCAGUUUUAUCGGUUCAUCUCGGUGUCAUGAAAGGUUUAGAGGUUUCUGGCAAUUUUUGGCUGUAGCCUUAAGUAUUGUACCAUUUGAAGACGAAGAAAAGUUUGGCAAACUUACAGUUGUUAAUGUGUAAUGCUGGUUGAAGUCCAGAAUAUGUCGUAACUAUUUUAAUCUUAUUUAGGGUUUGAUUUUUCCAAUUAUCUCCUAAGUUGUAAAUACAGUACAUUAUAUAUUUUGUAAAUUAUGUUUACGAUACUUGAAAUUAAUAUAAAGAAACCAUUUUUUUACUUUCUUAUGCACUAAGAAAUUCUAGUUUUUUAUCAGUAAAACUAUACUCUGGUUAUUUGUUUUUCUUAAAAUUUGAUUAGAAUAGUAGAAUAUUUACCUAUCAGUGCUUUUAUUAAAUUAUUCAAGGAUGUAAUUACUGUAUAAAAAGAAUCUUGAAAUAUAUAUUGAAGUACUUCUUAAGUUAUAAUAUAGAACUGCAGCAUACAGGUACAUUCUCUCAUUGCCAUGAUAUAUAAACCAGCCUUUGUAGAAGUUCAGGUUUUACAGCUCAACUCUGAGGAAGAAAAUUCGUUUUUAUUUGAAUACUCAGUCAAAUGCAAUGACAUUUUAAUUUCAUGCCAAAUUCACUUUCCCAUGACUAAUUACUUUUACUGUUUUUUUACUUUUAUAAUAAAGGUUUUGGAAAGUCUGGAGUGUUUUCAGUUAUAUAGGUUGCAUUUACUAUAAUUUUGCUCAUUUUCAUUUAUUUGAAUCAUGGUAGUGUUGGGAGUUUAUAAUAGGUUUUAGCUGCUCAAAAGAAAAAUGUUGGGCAAUUCAGUCAUUUGGUUUUGUAAUUCAGUUGGAAAGGGCUAUGUAUACUUUUCUUUUAUAAGUAUACUUUGUAAUUCAUAUAAUGUAAGGUAAUUUGAGCCAGUUGCCAGGCAGGGCUUAUCACUUACAGUAUCCAGGUGUUAGUCAGUAUAUGACAUGAUGAAUAAUAUAAAAUUCUCUCACUUUUAUCAUAGCAUUUGAGCUAACUCAUUUAUGGUGUAUGUUAUUGGUGUGUUAUUUAGUCUUGCAGUAUGAUAAAGUAUUAUGUUUCAUAAUAGGUCAUUUGCUGCUUUUGCAAUAGGUAUGGCACAAAAGAGUUGCAAAUGAUAAUUGUGAAAAAGUUAUUUGAACAUUAUGUUCUCUUUUCAAGUCUGUUACUUACUCAUAUUACUUUGUUAUUUGGUACAUGUAUAGUUGUAAUAACAUUCAGAAUUUAAGUACAAUGGUGUUUCAUAUUUUAGUGCUGUCAUUCAUUGUUUCCAUGUCAUUAUUAACACCCUGUAAUAGUAGAACAUCUAUUUAGGAUUUUACGAUCUUGUAUUUUAUGCGAGUUUUAAGUCUCUUCUGAUCUUUUGAUUUAUAACUUAUAGAUUGUAGUGUGUAUGAUUCUUGGUAUAAGUAAUCACUUUACAGUUCUUUGGAACCUUAGCUAAGUUUCAGUACCUAAUACAUGGUACAUUAUUUUCACCUUCCAUGUAUUUCUUUUAAUUGGUAGUCUAUGUCCCAAAGAAUCUGUGUGAGAGACUGUACCUGUAUUAUGUUUAUUACAAUCAAUAGCCAGUGUUAUACUGUCAAAACUGUUUUGUGCCUGAAUAGACCAUGAAUUAUGCACAUAAAAAUGCGCACAAAUGCUAAUAUAGAAAUGUCUCAGUUCCCUGAGAUUUCGGCAUACAGGAUUCUCAGUUAUUUUUGGGGGGAUGACAUCCAUCAUAUUUUUGCAUCUUGAGAAAAUUUAGUAUCUUAGUUGCAUUACCAUUUCACUUGUAACUAGGAUUAUGUGCCAAGUGGACGAGUUAGUGAUUAUUAGUUGAGGCCAGUGAUAAAUUUGCAUUAAAAAAUUUUAAAUUAGGAGAAUAAGUAAUUAGUAUACUAGUACUACUUGGGAGGGUGAUUUUACAUUCUUAGUUAAAAAAAAAAUUGUUUAACUACAAAUUUCCAAAAUUCAAAAUGACCCAUGCUUGGAUUAUAAAGAAACUUUCACAUGUUUAGUAAAAGAAUGCAGUUUUCCUUUCACCCUAAGGUAUGUAGUCUUUGUUAUGAAUAGCUUAUUUUCAACAAUAAAACAUAUGAAUGACACCACUAUUUUUAGUUAAAACUUGAGAUAUGCUGUAUAAAUUUCAGUGAUAUGUUGUAUAAAUUUCAGUGUACUUAAUUUAGUCUACACCAACAUUUAGUCUUGGCAUGCUGUUAGUUCAUUUGACAUAUUUUGUGAAUGUGGAUAAUUGAGCCUUAUGAGUAUGUAAUUUUUUUUCACUCAGUUUUAUAAUAUACUUGGGGUAAAAGGAAUUAACCAUUCAAUGUCUUCCCUUGGAAUUAAUUUAGAGCUUAUGUUAUACACCACCUAUCCACAGCAAUCAAACUUAGGUCAUGAAGGUUGUAUCAAAGUAAAUCCAAGAAACUGAGAUAGUCUGUAUGUAGCUGAUAAAUUUCAAUAGUAUUUUCUCAACCACAAAUAAUAUACUUGUACAUCUAAAGUGUCUGUGUAAAACUAAAUUUCUUGUUAUUUAAUUUAAUUCUGAUGAAUUGAAGUAUUCAGAAGUGUAAUUGCUGUUUUAAUUUUCUUUGAGCCAUUAUUAUUACAAAUAAUGCUACUGUACUCUGUACCAUUUGCAAAUUCAGCAUAUUUUCUUAGUGCAUAUUUUAUAUGACAAAAAUUAGCUAUUGGGCGACUUAUUUUGUUCAUACUUUCAUAUUUUAAAAGUACCCAUUCUUUCAACUCAUAUUCAUUUUGAGUGUAAGUAGUUUUAUUGUAAAUGUUAUCCACAAGAAGGUAACUAUUCAUCACAGAAUAUUAAAUGUAAAUUUUAGUUGGGACAUGUGGUGAACUCUUUGGCUCCCUCUUCCUACUUCCCCAGGGCAGUAAGUCAUUUUCUUUAGGUAUUUACUCCUCAAAUUAUUUAUUAAUCGAACUGUCACAUCACAGAUUCACAAAAUGCAGUCAUGCAAAAUGGUUGCCCAUUAAAGAAGUGGUAUUUUGUCAGUCAUGGCUUAAGGUAAAAUUGAAGAUGAACAGUACGUCAUUAUGAUGACCAUAAAAAAAAUUUAGGAAAUACCCAGUACAAGGAGAGUAUUUGUUAACAUUUGUUUCUUUUAUCAAGUAUCCAUCUUACAUUGGUGUUUAAAAAUGGAAAAGUUAAGAGUUGAAACCUCCAGGUCUUUCCCUUUAGCCUUAAAUUCUUAUGCCCUCCUGUUGUUUGUGCCUGAAAUGGUUCGCAAACUGCAACACAAACAUGUCUGUUAGAGUUUGGCCAAAGAGUGAGAAAAGACCCACAUAUAUAUAUAUGUGUUCACAGGCUUUUUAUGAUGUACGCACAAUUUGUAUGUUCUCACAUAGGCCCAAGCAUUACCUACCUUUUAUAUGCUCAGAGAUCUAAAAUGCAGUUUAAUCACAUAGAUUUAAUAAUGUACAUAUUGGGAUAUGAAAUACAAUGAAAAUUGUCAAAUCAGUUAAAAGACUGAGUGAAAAGUUUUCCACAUACUUUUUUAUAUUUGCGAGUCGGUUAAAGUUUGGUUAAAAAAUGUGAUACCUUAGUAUAGAUAUAUAUAUAUACAAUACCCUCUACUGAAUUCUUGAAAUUUUAAAGGUAUUGAUAAUAAGGAACAUGGACACUGAAGUUACAGUUCUUUAAUGAUCACUGGAAAGAGUCUAAUACUUUUCAGGGUUUCUUCUUCUGUAUCAGUACAAACCCGGCUUUGACUCAGGCUCAAAUACUUAGAUAUUACUUGAACUCUUCAGGUUUUCUUUGGAGUUUAAUUGCAGUUUCAACCAUACACUGAUGAAUUCAAAUUAGGGAGGUUAUGGUAAAUCCAAUUAUCAAAUGUUACGUUUUUCAGUAUAGAAGUGUGCAUAUCAAUGUGCUCCAAAUUAUCUUGAUACCCCUUAUAAAUGUGUACAAUAUACAAUAAAAUUUUAUUUUUAAUAACUUUUAUCAUUUCGUAUGGUCAAUAGUUUGUUGGCAAAGGAUAAUGAGUAAUUCUUUACUAAGAGGUGAUUGGGUUUGAGGAAACUUUUCAGAACUACUGCUUAUAGGUAUAUUGAUGCUUUCAGGUGUUAAUUUAGAGCUCUUAUCUAGUUUUGUAAUAGCUCUUGUAAAAAACAUUACCAAUGCAGAUAGCUUUAAACUUGCCACAUUCCUUGCAAAACACCCCAUUAUUUCAAUUUUUUCUUUUUGUAAAUAUACAUAUAUAGCAACCCUAAGAAAGCAUACAUAGUUGUACUUCAUUAGCUUGAAAGUUUUUUUCCCAUGGGAGAAGCUGAAGGGUUAAAUUCAAAAUGUAACCCACUUGUCUCCCUUUCCUCACACUUCUCUUUCUCAGCGGCUUACAGGGUAUGUGAUCCUUUCCCAAAGUUAUUGAACAACAAAAGUGUAACAUGAAAAAGCAGUGUUCUUGAAAUUGAGAGGUGUCAGUUGCAUAUUUUUCUUUUCAUUAUACUGAAGGAUUUAGAAUACUGACAAGUUGGCAUAAACAGUAUGAUACAAUAGGUUUUGGUCUCCAAGGUGCAUUAUGGUAGCAGUGUGGGAAAAAACUUUUAUGUAAAGAUUUUCAUGCUGGAUUGCACUCAAAUGAAAGAGCAAUAUAAACUUUUAUUAAUGUUUUAACAUAGGUUGACCAUUACUUAAUGAUAUAUAUAUAUCUAUAUGAAUAUAUAUCAUUGUUUAUAGUGCAACACUUGCUCUUAAGUAUCCCCUCGUGUUCCUUGUCUAGCAAGAGUCCUCUUGUUUUUGUGUACUGACUGACAGUCCAUAAAAAGAGCAAUAGGUUUCUUAUAUGUAACCCAACUAGCUAACUGUAAACCAAAGAAGUAUAAUAAUGUAGGGUCUGGGAAUAUAUUAUGGGUAACUAAUCCACUUCACAUCUGAAUGAAUAUCAGUGUGUUGAACAGCUACUGAAGCUCUAUUUUUCAACAAAUAUUUUUGCUACAAAAUGACUGUGUCAUGAAUGACAAACUUGCCUUGUAGUUUUUAGAAGUGACAUAUGUCCUCAUUUAGUUCUGUGCAUAAUAUUGUAAUAUAUUGUAAUUCAGUCAAUAUAAAGAUUACAUUUAAUUGUAUAUACAUUCUUGGUAUUUUAAUGUUGUGUGUGCCAAAAUGACAGAUUAGUUACUUUAUCUAUUGGCUAUUGAUAAUCAAAAUGCCUCUUAAUAUUAGUUAUUUGUGACUCAGCUGACUUUGAAAAUACAGUAUAUAAAUUGAGACACGUGUGAAUGAUUAUAAAAUCACUGUAACUUUGUAUCAAUAACUAAAUAAAAUAUCAUAUUGUAAUAA